Molecule: messenger RNA, 1032 nt
Organism: Gamsiella multidivaricata
Lineage: Eukaryota; Fungi; Mortierellomycota; Mortierellomycetes; Mortierellales; Mortierellaceae
Exons: 3
Coding region: 1-1032 (343 amino acids)
Source: RefSeq, a predicted model, not a curated record
AUGUCUCUCUCAUUCAAAGAGUUCCUCAACGAUCAAUUCGCUAAACUAGAGAUAACUCCAGUUAACUUGAAUGGAAAAACUAUCGUGGUGACAGGCAGUAAUGUCGGCUAUGGUACAGUCCGCCAUCUCGUUGAAAUGGGUCCUUCCCGAAUCAUUCUGGCCUGCAGGAACAUGUCCAAGGCGGAAGAAGCUAUUCGUAGCAUUAAGGCGAGCACAAAUACCAAUGACGUUAUCAUCGAGGCUCAAGAACUGAACUUGGCAUCCUUCGCAUCCUGUCGAGCAUUUGCUAAGCGGUAUCAAGAGAGUGGUCUUCCUCUGCACAUUUUGAUCAACAAUGCCGGCAUUGGAUGGCUCAGCAAAUUCACCUUGAGCGAGGAUGGCCACGAGGCAGUGUUUGCCACCAACCACCUAGGAACGGUACUCUUGACGCUUCUUCUUUUGCCUAUCAUUCGUACGACGGCCUCCCAGAAUGCCUCCACAUAUCCCCGCAUCGUGAUUGUCGCUUCUGAGGUUCACCACUGGACCCAGUUCCCAGAGAGGGAUACACCAAGCAUUGUCAAGACGAUGGACGACGCCACAAACACCGCAUCUCUCAAGAAUCGCUAUCACGUUUCCAAGCUGAUGAACGUGCUCUUUGCACGAAGCCUUGCUCGCCAUCUCCAUGAAUCCAGUCACCCAGAAGAUCGUAAGAUCUCCGUUAGCGUUAUCAACCCGGGCUUGGUUUCUUCAGAGUUCGCCAGUAAAAGUGAUCAGUCGCUGCUUCAAAGGAUUAGGUCCACCGUCGUGUUUGGCAUUAUGGGAGCCGUUGUAGCGAGGAACAUCACGGAAGGUUCAAAGACGACAGUUUAUGCCGCGGUGGCACCAGAGUGCGGAAUCGAGAAUGGAGCACAAAAUGGCCAGUACUAUUCCUCGUGUUGCCCGGCCAAGGUCAACCCAAUCGUGGAGGGGGAGGAUGGAGAUAUACUUGCAGAGAGAUUGUGGAAGGAAACCAUCGAAACCAUUGAGAUCAGAAAGCACGAGUUUGACAUAUAG